GUGACUUGAGAAAAGCAAAAGAACGGAAAGACACGCUUCUGACAUCAACCUGCGAUUGUUCCACGAGAGAUAUAAGUAGCAGGUGUGCGGAGCCAUGCCCUGCGUCCAGGCUCAGUAUGGGACAUCACCUCCAGGAGCCAGCCCUGCAUCUCAGAGUUACAGCUACAACGCCACGGGAGAGUACAACUGCGACUUCUUAACACCGGAGUUUGUCAAGUUUAGCAUGGACCUGACUAACGCAGAGAUAGCUGUCACUUCCUCGCUCCCCAGUUUCAGCACCUUUGUGGACACCUACAGUUCCAGCUACGACGUGAAGCCUCCCUGCCUCUACCAAAUGUCCCACUCUGGGGAUCAGCUGUCCAUCAAGGUGGAGGAGAUACCCGCACACAGCUACCAUCCGCAGCAGCAGCAGCACCACCAUCAUCACCACCAUCAUCAUCAACCGCACCAGGCUGAGGAGAGCAUACCCCACACCGGACCUUUGUACUAUAAACCAUCCUCCCCAAACAUCUCCCAAUCGCCCAGUUUCCCCGCGCCUCCACACCACACGUGGGAAGACAGCGGGUCCCUUCACAGCUUUCAUCAGAACUACCUUGCGACUUCACACAUGAUAGACCAGCAGAGGAAAAACGCGAUGUCUCGGUUGUUCUCGUUCAAGCAGUCUCCCGCUGACACGCCGAUGUCAAGCUGCCAGAUGCGCUUUGAUGGGUCUCUGCACGUGUCCAUGGGCCCGGACACCCAGGGUGCGCAUCGCGCGCUGGACAGUUUUGCUUUAGCGGGACCUCCGAGGAAACAGCACGCUGUGGGUUUACCCCAUUCGCUUAACGUCGGACAUCCCUUACUGGAAAGCCCGGUGGCCUCACCCCAGGCAAGAGGAUCUCCGUCCAGCGAGGGUUUGUGCGCUGUGUGCGGGGACAACGCCGCCUGCCAGCACUACGGGGUGCGCACAUGCGAGGGGUGCAAAGGAUUCUUCAAGCGCACCGUGCAGAAAAACGCCAAAUACGUCUGUCUGGCAAACAAAAACUGUCCUGUGGAUAAAAGGCGGCGAAAUCGAUGCCAGUAUUGCCGUUUUCAAAAGUGCCUGGUCGUAGGGAUGGUAAAGGAAGUUGUGAGAACAGCCAGUUUAAAAGGCCGAAGAGGUCGCCUCCCCUCCAAACCUAAAAGCCCGCAGGACAUCCCUGUCUCUAUGACACCCGUCAAUCUCCUGAACGCCCUAGUGAGAGCGCAUAUAGACUCCAACCCCUCUAUGGCCCGGCUGGACUACUCUAAAUUUCAGACGAGUCCAGAGUAUCACAGUGCAGGAGAUGAAUCUCUGCACAUCCAGCAGUUCUACGAUCUCCUCACUGCUUCAAUGAGCAUCAUUCGCGGAUGGGCCGAAAAAAUCCCCGGGUUUACUGACCUUCCCAAAUGCGACCAGGAACUACUUUUCGAGUCAGCCUUCCUUGAACUUUUUGUGCUGCGACUGGCUUACAGAUCUAACCUGGCAGAGGACAAACUUGUUUUUUGCAAUGGUGUGGUUUUACACAAAUUGCAGUGUGUGCGAGGCUUUGGGGAGUGGAUCGACUCUAUUGUUGAGUUUUCUUCUAACCUUCAGAGCAUGAGCAUAGAUGUCUCUGCCUUCUCCUGCAUAGCCGCUCUCACCAUAGUAACAGAGAGACAUGGACUAAAAGAGCCCAAGAAAACAGAAGACCUUCAAACCAAGCUAAUAAACUGUCUGAAGGAUCAAGUGUCCUGCAGUGGUGAAUUGUCGAAACUUCUGGAGAAACUGCCGGAGGUGCGCGCGCUGUGCACGCAGGGACUGCAGCGCAUCUUUUACUUGAAACUGGAGGAUUUGGUUCCCACGCCUGCGAUCAUUGACAAGCUUUUUCACGAUACUCUGCCGUUCUGAACAUUCGACUGAACUGCGACGGGUUCAUAAAACUUUGAUGAUUCCUCCAUGUGUCGGACUUGAAGAAAUGAAACUGGCGGAUGGUAGCCUAUUUUAUAACGUUCGGAGCGCGCGCUGCCUGGGACAGUCCUGUUCAAGAGAACCGCGGAGGAAAUAAAUUAUUCAGAUAUUCAAAAAAUUGAGGAUAAAAUAAAGGACUAUUCUUAUGCUUGUUUAAAAUGUGUUCAGUUAUAUACUGAAAAAAAAUGCCGCGUGGUGGAAAUGUAUUUGUAUUGUUACGCGUCAUAUUGUUUAUGUUCCCUGCAAAGCGUUUAUAACUUUACAAGUGUCAUGCAAAAUGUAGCCUAAUGAUUUAAGAGAUCAAAUCAUUCCGCCAAGGUACUUUAUUAACCACUAUCUAAGUCAUUCUGCAUUAUAGUAUCAGAGUGCACAUAGGAUUUUUAAAACUGCAACAUUUCAGACUUCAGAGUGGAUACAGACAUAUAUAGCACGUUUUUGUGUUUAUGAUUUUGAGUAGUGAAUUAUAUUGUUAUGAAGACAUGAAUCGCUUUUUUACAGUUCAGACAGUAUGCAUGUAAUUCGUUGAGCUAUUACAUUUCUCCAGCACUUUGUAUUAAUUUCAUAUUGAAAUAGGCUAAUGUCCAUGAGGUUUACGUGCAACUGGUUUCAAAUUCUUAACACUAUGCUUAUAUAUUUCAGAUCAUUGUUUUCUAUGAUGUUAUGGAUUUUGCACUGCAUUCUAUGUUAAGCUUCUCUCAUCUAGUGUAUUUGCUGAAUAAACCUAACUAUUAUAUAUUUUA
Molecule: messenger RNA, 2688 nt
Organism: Pimephales promelas (fathead minnow)
Lineage: Eukaryota; Metazoa; Chordata; Actinopteri; Cypriniformes; Leuciscidae
Gene: nr4a2b
Product: nuclear receptor subfamily 4, group A, member 2b
Biological process (GO): regulation of transcription by RNA polymerase II; dopaminergic neuron differentiation; central nervous system neuron differentiation
Cellular component (GO): transcription regulator complex; nucleus
Molecular function (GO): nuclear glucocorticoid receptor binding; nuclear receptor activity; RNA polymerase II cis-regulatory region sequence-specific DNA binding
Source: RefSeq, a predicted model, not a curated record